GCCUACUAUAGCUAUUGGAUGGUACGCCUGUGUGAGCUAACCCAACAAACUUCAUAGCUUAGGCAGGGGCAAUUUAGAAGCUAUGAAUCAAAACUUCAAAAAGAGAUGAUAUAGGAUGCGAUGAUCUGCGAGAGCGAGGCUGUAGACACCCCGCACCCCCUGUUAAUGGUGGGUCCAUGCCAUGUGGCUUAGACAAGGCUGGAGCUUUUGCCAGCUGGAUUUCCCUGAACUUGCAACCUUUGAUUCAUUCUUUUGAUAAGUUGAUCUGAACUCUAGGCUCCUAUGCAAUCUCUACAACAUGACCAUCCAAAGUUGCGCCUCUGGUGGAGAUCUAUGGCAAAAGGCCCUUGAUGCGGUCGAUACUGAAACAAAAACAAGCCUAGCCGGUAUUAUCAGUGACUAUAAAGGCAAUAUAAUCACUGAAAUCCUCGAGGAAGCAGAGCAAAAGAAGAAACUUUGUCUGAAGAAGCGCUGGAAGGUCGAGUUUCCAGGCAAAACCAUCAUCCUUCGUGACUUGCUGGACAAGAUCAUCGCGUGGGCUAGACAGUUCACAGCUAUUGUCGAUGUCGCUAUUCAAUAUGACCCGACUAGUGCUUCACUCCCAUGGGCAGAUAUAAGAUUCCUGUUACAUGUGGCUGUAAGCGACCGCAGAUGUUUCGAAUCUACAGUCUACGGUCUGGAAGCAGUGUCUCUGCUGAUCGCCUUGGCAGAAACACAGAAAAGUGAGGCCUGGACAGGUAUUCUUCCGCUUUGGACGCUCCUGGGUGGCUGUUGAA
Molecule: messenger RNA, 776 nt
Organism: Aspergillus pseudonomiae
Lineage: Eukaryota; Fungi; Ascomycota; Eurotiomycetes; Eurotiales; Aspergillaceae
Exons: 1
Coding region: 299-775 (158 amino acids)
Source: RefSeq, a predicted model, not a curated record